CAACUUUGCUCUCAAUUAAACAAGCUUUCGCUUGCAUGAUUAUACAUAAAUACAUGACGAGCUCUGCAUAUGUGCUGUGAAGAACGCUCUCAAAAAGUCAAGCUGCUAAAAAGCCAAUAUCCUUAGAUUCAAAUUGAUUUCAGCCCUGAUCAAUUUAGUUUGUAACGUUGCUACUAAAUGUUUUUUUUCAGCAUUUGAUGAAAUGAAAAAAAGUCCGUAAAAUACUCGGUAUACAAAUGACCAGCUAUCCAUGGUAGAAGAUACAUAGAGACUCAAUCAAGAAAGAGCGUAUGAUAAUCUUGGCAUAGUAAUACGGGCGUCAAAACAGAGUCGCUAGCAUUGAUUACUUAUCAUUUGGUACUAAAUGUAUGAGGAAUUGCUGCACAUAGAUGUAUUUCUGAAAUGGUGUAUGUUUCCUUGGUUGUCUUCAUAACUCUGCAGUUCUUUUGUCAUAAAGCUCGUACCACUUCUCCACCAUCUAUUGAACACUGCCUCAAACUUUGGCUCACUAUAUUAUUUACUUUCUUGCUGCCUUUAUCGAUUCGGUUCCCUUUGCGUUCAGUAUACCACGCCAUUGCCUGCUUUACUGUAUCUUUUAUACGAAAGGUAGCCACAGUAGUUACCGUGUAUUUACUCUUUUAUUUAAUAAUCUAUCCUAUAUUCAACAAGUAAAAAAUUGACCAAAGGC
Messenger RNA from Mycotypha africana, 688 nucleotides. RefSeq lists its product as uncharacterized. The coding region runs from base 403 to 672 and encodes 89 amino acids. The record is from RefSeq and is a predicted model, not a curated record. NCBI's taxonomy places the organism in Eukaryota, Fungi, Mucoromycota, Mucoromycetes, Mucorales, Mycotyphaceae. The transcript is spliced from 2 exons.